This is a messenger RNA of Tricharina praecox, 2514 nucleotides long. RefSeq lists its product as uncharacterized. Bases 354 to 2240 code for a protein of 628 amino acids. The record is from RefSeq and is a predicted model, not a curated record. The transcript is spliced from 5 exons. NCBI's taxonomy places the organism in Eukaryota, Fungi, Ascomycota, Pezizomycetes, Pezizales, Pyronemataceae.
AGGUGGAGUGGAGGGGAUCGGUACCUGCUGCGGUCCACGGCGAAAUCGUCAUUUCUCGUGCCGCCGUCGUCGCAUCUAUCAUCUAUCUGGCAUGAACACCUUCUGCCAGUGACAGUUCACUCGAAGGUUGUCUGUCCUAUCUCUCCGGCAAGACGUGUCGCGGUCAGUCGGUCGUCGUCGGUCGGUCGGUCGGGGACAACACACCACCUCUCGUCGCUUUUUCUCGAACGAACGAACGAGCUCCACCCCCCCCCCCCAGCCUAUCUAUACUACCUACUCCAUCGUCUCCCACCCCCCCACCCCGCUCACCCCCGGACCAACCAAUGCCAUCGCGAUAUCCUGCCUGCAGCUAGAUGCCCUCCUCCUUCUUCGCCUUCCAACAGGGCUCCGACACGCGCUCCCUGCCUCCUCCCGACGCCGAAUCGCUGCGGUAUGGCCGCUUCCGCGCCUUCUCGCCGCGUCACAUGGGUAGUGUCGGGAACCUAUUUACGUUAUUUACCGGCAGCGAGCAGCAGUAUCAGACGAGCUACGGCAGUAUAGACUUUGCUACGGGGCACGAAGUGGCGAGUGGGGACGACGACGAGGUGGACGAGACUCCGGAUGAUAGGUGGUGGCUCGACCGGAAGCUCGUCUCUCCGAGGCGCUCCGAGGUCAACAAGAUGGUGGGGACGUGGUGGAGAAGGUGGGCGGUGCUCGUCAUGCUUCCGGCGCUGCUUAGCAUCGUCUGGUGCAUGAUUCCGUUCCCUACCUUUCCUCUCCCCGCUACCGAUAAGCCCGCGUACGUACCUGCAGUCCGUCGGCGCGCAGCGACGAUCUCGACCGAAUCCUCCGCAUGGUCCGACCUCGGCGAUGCCCUCGGAAACGUCUUUAACUUUGAGCUGCUUUGGGACGUGGUCAAGACUUGGUUCAAGAGUCUGAGCGAUUCCGUUCCGUCCUGGCCUGGCGACGAGGACGCGCCGAUCCCGCCGAAUGCCGGGCCCGGCCAUGGCUCCUCCAAGGUCGCUAUGGACUUUUGGUUCUUUCUAUUCGUUUACUACGGCUUCUAUAAUCUGGUCGGGUUGUUAUGGAUAACCAAAGUGUUCAAUAUGUACGGCCUGAAUUGGUGGCCCGUACGGUUGGGCUUUCCGACGACCUUUACCCUGUUUAACUGUCUCCCUUUGGCUUGCGGUGCCGUCCUCUACCACUAUCUUCCGGGGCCGGUGAUAACGCAGAAUCUCACGUGGAUAUUUCUAACCUUUGCGACCAUGUGUACGCCGCUGUUCAUCGCAGUUAUGGUGCUGCUGUUCCAACAUAGGAACCAUCAUAUCGGCGUACGGCAGGGACUGUCGGAGACGCAGCUUCUGUUCUCCGUGUCGUCACCGGCCCGGGGGCGGUACCUGAACGCCAAGCGGAACCGGUUCCGCUGGAAGCCACGGACGGGUUGGGAGUUUUUCCAUCUCCCCCGGUCCUAUAGGCGGUUCCUCUGGUUUUGUGGCGCUCUACUCCUGACAUUGAUCGGUUUUGUGCUUGGGGAGGCCUAUGCCGAGCUCUACCUACGCACCCUUCCGCACAGCUCGCUCGACACUGUCCUCUACGUCUGGUCGUGGGUCGCCACCAUCCACACACUGGACAUAACCAGCGGCUGGAUCAUCGGCGCCAAAGUGGGCAGCUACCCGCUCGGCUUUGUCUUCAAGACAUUCUGGGCAUUGACGUACCAAACGUACGUGCGCGCCAUCUAUGCGCGCCUCCGCAGCCCCAGCCAAUUCGCGUACCUGCAGCUCCUCUCCAGCUCGAUCGUUGUCCUCUGGACCCCCAUCACCAUGACGCGCACGUUCCACCGCGCACUGGUCUGGCUAAACCUCAACGAUCAGGACUACGCGUCGUGGAAGAAAUACGUCGGCAGGGCGUUCUACAUCCGCGGCAUCGCCGAGAGCGUGUCGAUGGUUGCGUGGCUGGGCUGGGUCGUCGUCCUCCACUACGGCUGGAACACAAAGAUCUACCCCUACUUCAGCUUCCGCGACAAGAACGAUCCGUACACGUUUAGCCUCACCUUCUGGGCCUCCCUCGCUACUUGGGCCUGCGAGAUUGCGGCUGGAUAUGCCGUAAGACGUAUCAUGCAACGUAGGUUUAGGUUCGAUGUUACCGGUGAGGCCGUGAAGGACUUUAGGGCUUUCCCCGAGUUGUUGCCCGCUUGCGUCGCGGUGAGCCUGCAUGUGCUGCAGAAUAUGCUAUUUUCGAUUGUGAGGUUAAGGUUUUACUAGAGUAGACAGCGACUGCCGAAGACGAGGGCGAGGGGAGGACGAGGAUGAGCGGGUGCACAUGGAUAAUGAGUUAUGAUAGAAGAAGUACUGAUGAUUGAUGAUGAUGGGAUGCUUGAUUACUUGCUGGGAGCGGAGGGGGAAGGGAUUAAUGGCCAAGUAUGAAGUUACUGUACUAAGAUAAUAACACCCACAUGCGCACCCGGAGGCUGUACACCGACUUCAUAAAUGUAGUACCACAAGCUGUAUGUAUGACUAUAUUUUGGCGAUAUACGAC